This is a messenger RNA of Talaromyces stipitatus ATCC 10500, 2018 nucleotides long. Its product is annotated as PHD and RING finger domain protein, putative. Bases 1 to 1905 code for a protein of 634 amino acids. The transcript is spliced from 2 exons. The record is from RefSeq and is a predicted model, not a curated record. NCBI's taxonomy places the organism in Eukaryota, Fungi, Ascomycota, Eurotiomycetes, Eurotiales, Trichocomaceae.
AUGGCCGACACCUGCAUUGUGUGUUUAAACGACCUUGGCGGAGACGCUGUGUCGUCUCCCGUCGCCGCCGAAUCUCCGCCAAGACCUGAUAAUGAUAACGACGAUGACGACGGCGCCAAUCUCACGGCAAAGGCCUCGCUGCCACAACAGGAUGUUGAGGAUGCAGGCACUGCUUUACAGUUAGCUCGUCUGGUGCCGUGUCUCCAUAUGUUUCACAACGAAUGUCUCAAACCAUGGGUUGAAAGAGCGAACAGUUGUCCCGUCUGCCGGGCGAGUUUUAAUGUAGUCGAGCUACUCGACAACCUUGGUGGUCCCGUCGUCUCUACUUAUAGCGUCCAAGAUAAAGUUCAGGUCGCCGAUAUAGACCCCUUCAUGAUUUUCGAGGAAGAGGUCACAGACGAUUCCGAUACGCAACCCUGCCCGUUCUGCGGCGAUAAUGACAACGAGGAAGUCUUGUUGUUAUGCGAUGGGUGCGAUGUCCCAUCGCAUACUUACUGUUUGGGGUUGGACGCGGUGCCUUCUGGCUCAUGGUACUGUCGGGCGUGUGAAGCUCAGCGAGCUAUUGGCGCUGUGUCUGACACACCAAGCAGAUUUCCUCGCAGUCGCCGUCCUGAACGCCGGACUCGGGCACAACAGCGUUUGCUUCGGACUCACAACCAGGCCAACUCGCUACAGUGGGCAGCUGUGUGGCAAUCCGUUUACGACCGGUUGAACCUUGAUCUUGAUUUUCCGUUCGAUGACGAACAACAGCUCAGCCGAUUUCAUUCAAGGGUCACACCUCGCAGAGGCUCUCAUCGUGCAUGGCAGCGUCGUCUGGAGGUCGCAGAACGGCAAGGCGUUGGUCGAGUUUUCCGAGAACCAAGUGCUAUUAUAGAUGAAUAUGUGCCUCGGCCGUCUCGGCCCCGUGUGCCGCGCGCCCCAACUCCCCAACCCGAGUCAUUAGAAGAGAUGAGGGCGUGGAAUGCCUUUGAACGAGCGAGGGAGCUCGAGAAUGAUCCGAAUGCAGCACGAAAGAGAAAGGAACCGACACUCUCGCCAUCCCCCGAACCGACUGAACCUGAAAGAAAACUCAAACGACCACGUACUAGACGGACAGAAGAACUGGCUGCGUUAGCAACGCAAAAUAGCAAUGGUGAAGCAUCGCGAUCAGCCGCGCGGUUGAAUAACGACUCCGCAGGAGGGCCUAGUUUCCUUCAGUCGUUACUCAAAGAAGUCGAAGAAGCUUCCAACUCUCCUCGAAUUGACACUAAUGGACCUCCGACAUAUGUGAAUACACCCAACGAGUUUCAUAGCGCCUCUGGCCCUUCGUCGCCAUCACUGUCCCCGGCAUCCUCAAACCGGUCGUCCCCCCGGCUAUCGUCAAGAAGCCCUCCUCCUCACUCGCGAAUACGUGCUGUAUCACCAAUACAGUUGUCUCCUAGUAUCGAUUCUCCAUCUUCUCCAUCUUCUCCAUCUCCUCCAUCUCCGGAAUUCUCUCCGUCAGCCUCUCCCGCUCAGAGUCAAACGGAUAAUUCCGACUUUCAGCGCCAACCCGAUUCUAGCCAUCGUGAUCCACGCCGGCAACGUCGGGCUGAAGGCAUACGGUCUAGUGAUGUAUCCCCAUCGCGACUUAGCCUUUCACUUUCCGCCAAAUCAAGUAUACAGAAACUGGUUAGCUCCGAACUCAAACCAUAUUAUCGCCGCAAAGUCAUCUCGAAAGAUGAUUAUACAAACAUCAACCGUACAAUCUCCCGCAAAUUAUAUGAACAUGUAGAGGAAGGGGUAGAACUGCAAGAAGACCAUUUACGGGAGCUCAAGGAUAGUGCACGCAAGGCUGUGAAGGAAGCGGUUGAUCUGAUUCGAGAGGAGCCCUCAACGACGGAUGACAAAACAGACUCCGGAAAUGUACUAAUAGGCGUGAAUUAGUGGGAUAUGACUGUUACGACAUAUUCAUGGCAUGGCAUGGCGUUGGUAUAUUUCCCCUUCUUUAGGUAUACCUGUCUGAUUUAGGAUACUGAUCAUCUGGGAAAUCUGGUUUU